AUGGCGACUUCUGCAUAUGCGCAAUCGCAGGACCAGGUCCAGCAGAUGAUUGCUCUUGUCAAGACCUUAACUGUGGAAAAGUUGAAAACCCUCCUAAGAGCUGAGAAUUUGACUGUUGGUGGUGUAAAGAGCGAGCUACAGAUCCGGACUAUCGCACGUAGGACUGCCUCACAAUUCCUUUUUCGAAGUUUACUUCUGACAAAGUCUCUGCCAGAUAUUGAAAAGCUGCGCAAUGCGGGUGACCAGGCUGGGCUGAGUCGAGUGCGAGGCAAUAUUAGAGGUCUGCCUUCCAUUUAUGCCUCAUCCACAUACCCUUCACCUUACUCCCCGCACACCUCGACAUCUUCCGCUUCACCUAGUUAUUCUUCGCCUGUUCCUCACCCCUCUUACAACAUGCCUGGUUCGUUUUCGAUGUCGAAUCGGAUUACUUUCAAGAAUUCUCCCUUCUAUACCAUCACCAGGUCUUUAACCAACACUCUCGAAUGCAAAGCUCGCGAGGCAACCCGUGAUACGGCGCGAUUGACCGUGACACUCUCUCCACAACAGGCAGACCAGCUGUCACAAGAUUCUUCAUGCAAGGUCAUGGUAUUCUGCGCUGCCGAAGGGUUCCAGCCGCUCUCGAGAGAAUCUGACAUUGCUUUCCCCCACAACGUGGAACUAAAAUGCAACUCCGACGAAGUCAAGGCAAAUCUGAGAGGUCUCAAGAACAAGCCCGGAUCCACCAGGCCUGCAGACAUCACCCAUCUCAUCCGCAAAAAGGGAAACUAUCCAAACACGGUUGAGAUGGUCUAUGCCCUGACCACUAAGAAAUUCUAUUUGGUAGUGAAUUUGGUCCAACAAAAAUCCAUCGGCACGAUGGUCACUGAACUCAGACACGGAAAAGUCAUUAGCAAAGAGCAGGUCCUCCGGGAGAUGCGAUCGAAAGCCGAAGAUCCUGAUGAAAUUGUUGCAACCUCUAGCGUCUUAUCACUGAAAGAUCCCGUUGCUUAUACUCGGAUCGUUACUCCUUGUCGUUCCAUAGGCUGUAACCACAACCAGUGUUUCGAUGCCGCCUCGUAUCUUCAGUUACAAGAACAAGCCCCGACUUGGACAUGUCCGAUUUGUAGCAAGCCUGCUCCCUGGGAGAAUCUUGCCCUCGAUCAAUAUGUUAAUGACAUUUUGUCGUCAACCUCCCGGGAUACUGAGGCGGUCACAGUCACUCCUGAUGGGAGAUGGCAUCCGCAGAAGGACGACGAUGGCUCGAGUCGCAGAGGCAAUCCAACUCCAAGUGACGACGAUGACGAUGAUGAUCUAGUUGAAAUACGAGACGGCCCAUAUGCACGGCCCAAUGUUGAAACGCUUACGCCACACAGUGUGAGGACUCCUCCACUAUCCUCGAGAGAGGACUCUAGAGCACCAUCGACGUCAGCACCGAGAUCAAAUAAACGUUCGCGUGAGGAUGUGAUUGAUUUGACUUUGAGUGACGAUGAGGAUGUUCCUGCUCCGAAAGUUCAAAGGACUACGAGUCCAUCAGAAACGACGAGAAUACGUCCGCCCGAUAGUCGGUAUCAUUUUCAACUGCCUCCUCCGAACCCGUCGUCAUCUUUUAACUUUGAUAAGGUGCAUCCUUCUUUUUAA
Molecule: messenger RNA, 1617 nt
Organism: Exophiala aquamarina CBS 119918
Lineage: Eukaryota; Fungi; Ascomycota; Eurotiomycetes; Chaetothyriales; Herpotrichiellaceae
Exons: 5
Coding region: 1-1617 (538 amino acids)
Biological process (GO): protein sumoylation
Molecular function (GO): zinc ion binding; SUMO ligase activity
Source: RefSeq, a predicted model, not a curated record